UUUUUUUUUUUUUUUUUUUUUUUUUAAUUUUGGGGUUGGUUUGGUUGUUGUGCUCCGGGCACCAUGUCAAAUUCGGGCUCCCAUCAAGACACUGGGAACAAGCCAGAGACGGAAAAAAAUAACCAAGAUGACUCUCAACCCCCUGUCAUCUCCGAGAGGAGGAACAAAAGUGGAAUAAUAAGUGAACCUUUGAACAAAAGUCUUAAGAAGUCCCGUCCACUCUCCCACUAUUCCACCUUUGGUAGCAGCAGCUCGGUAAGCGAACAUUCAGAGAAAGGCAACCCCUUAGCUAAUGGCAACGAUGCGACUGUGGAUAAAAGUCAUUCUACCUCAAAGCACAAAAACAUCUCUAGUAUGCUGAGCAAAUUAGACCGGAUGUCGGAGCUCUCCUCAGAAGGACAGACCGCCCUCCAACAGUUUGCUCAGUCGACAGAAAUGCUCAAAAGAGUGGUACAGGAGCAUCUUCCUCUAACAAGCGAGCACGGGACUGGUAUCUCUGACAUGGAGGCAGUCUCAGCUGCAGAGACAAUGAACGGCCCCUCUGAUUUUCCUUACCUGGGGGCUUUUCCCAUCAACCCAGGCCUUUUCAUUAUGACCCCUGCCGGCGUGUUUCUGGCAGAGAGCGCGCUCCAUAUGGCUGGCUUGGCAGAGUAUCCCAUGCAGAAUGAGUUGGCAUCUGCCAUCAAUUCGGGGAAAAAGAAACGGAAAAGAUGCGGCAUGUGCCCGCCCUGCCGAAGACGGAUAAACUGCGAGCAGUGCAGCAGUUGUAGGAAUCGCAAAACUGGCCACCAGAUUUGCAAAUUCCGAAAAUGUGAAGAACUCAAAAAGAAGCCUUCUGCAGCACUGGAGAAGGUGAUGCUUCCUACAGGAGCCGCGUUCAGAUGGUUCCAGUAGGAACGGGAAUCCCAAAGCUCUGUCAUCCAAGUGCAAUGUCACUGCUUGCUUGUGUUGUCUCAGGCAAGGGAUUUUUGGCUGAAAUGAAUGGAUGCACCUGUGUCUCUUUAGAACCAAAAAUAUUUUCUCGCAAAUCUCAUUCCUGUUUUUAUAAUUUUUUUUUCUUUUUUUUCCUUUUUUUUUUUUUUUGCGUUCGUUUUAACAUCUUCGAGUCCUAGUCAGACAUUUAACUGCUUUUCAAAUAAAAUACAAAAAAAUAAUUAAAAGAAAAAAACAAUGGAUCUGUAAAGUACCAAGACUUAAUAGACAGAGUAUGGACAAUCAGUUUCUUUCUGUGUUUUGGUGUUGAUGUUGUUUAUGUGUGAAAGAUGCAGUACUUGUGUAGGGAAUGUAAAUUUACAGUAACCUUUUAAAAUCUAGUUACUAAUAAGCACUACUGUAAUUUAGCACAGUUGUUUAAUUGCACCCUCCUUUAUACUUUUUAUUUGAUUCUUUCCCAUCAUACAAUAGAGUGGAUAGUUUCUAGAAUGCCUCAACUUCAUGUUUAUAAAUGAGAAUAUGUUUAAAGCGAUGUAGUAUCCCUUCUCCUCGCCAUUCACCUCUGGAAGUUUAACCCACAAGAGGGUCAGUAUAAAAGGUGGAAGAAAACAAUUGCUACACAACUGGCGGAAUUCAAAAAAAGGAAAAAAAAGAGUAAAAAAAAGGCAAAAAAAAAGUCGUUGUUAGUUUAUUAAUAUAGAACAAGAAACGCUGCGUACAGAAAAUCCUCCUAAUUGCAACGGUUUACUCCUAGAAGUAAUUUUUGUAAACUUACAGAAGUUAAAAUCAAAAUAAAACAAAUAUUGCAGGACCUGUGCUGAAGCAGUUACGCAAAGUGAUAUUUCUCUUCUGUUCACCCCCGUCUCUCCAGCUCUCUCUCCAUCAUUAAAUUGAAAUGCUGUUUGUAAUGUUUUAGCGAUCCAGGCUGUUUUUGUGAAUAAAAUGAAUGCAUGUUUUGUGUCAUGA
Messenger RNA from Vidua chalybeata, 1899 nucleotides. It is a transcript of the gene CXXC5, whose product is annotated as CXXC finger protein 5. Lineage: Eukaryota; Metazoa; Chordata; Aves; Passeriformes; Viduidae. The coding region runs from base 64 to 894 and encodes 276 amino acids. The transcript is spliced from 2 exons. The record is from RefSeq and is a predicted model, not a curated record. Gene Ontology annotation, molecular function: methyl-CpG binding; zinc ion binding. Gene Ontology annotation, cellular component: nucleus.